Messenger RNA from Helianthus annuus (common sunflower), 3642 nucleotides. RefSeq names its product pumilio homolog 2. Gene Ontology annotation, biological process: post-transcriptional regulation of gene expression. The transcript has 9 exons. Gene Ontology annotation, cellular component: cytoplasm. The coding region runs from base 524 to 3313 and encodes 929 amino acids. Gene Ontology annotation, molecular function: mRNA binding. The record is from RefSeq and is a predicted model, not a curated record. Lineage: Eukaryota; Viridiplantae; Streptophyta; Magnoliopsida; Asterales; Asteraceae.
GCCGCCUAAUUAACCUUAUUCUCUCACACUCUUAUUACCUUUCUUUAUACAUAUACCUCGACCAAACAAACAAACAAACCCUCAUCACCAUCUCUCUUCUUGGGCAACUCUUUUCUUUACACUUGCUGUUCUUCUUGCAAUCUAAUGUGAAAACAGUCGUAAACACUUGCCAAAAGUUUGAUUCUUUUAUCUUCACCUUGAUUUCUGGUUAUGCUCAACAUGUUUCUGGGAUUUUCUUGAUCAAAGCUUUGAUCUUUACAGGUUUCAAGAACUGAUUCUGGGGUGUUUAGAUCAUAUUCAACCUCAAAAGCUUGUUUUUGUUUUAGGGUUUUUAGGGUUUGUUUGUUUUUCUUGUGUUAGUGAUCAAAGAUUCGAUUUUUAUUAGCUGAACUUGUAAGUUUCUUUAUUUUUUUCAUCUGGGGUUUGAUUAUUUAGGGUUUAAAAUCUUUUUCUUCAUCUGGGUGUUUUUCUUUAUAGCUGUAUAACUUAUAUUAGUGAGUUAAUAUUAGUUUUAUAAGUGAAAAUGUUAUCUGAAUUGGGUAGGAGACCUAUGCUAGGUGAUGGGUCAUUUGGGGAUGAAUUAGAGAAAGAACUAGGAGUAUUGCUUCAUGAACAAAGGCGAGAAGAUACCGAUUUCGAAAAGGAGUUAAAUAUGUAUAGAAGUGGCUCAGCUCCACCUACUGUAGAGGGUUCUUUGAGUGCAGUUGGUAGUUUAUUCGGUAAUAACAAUAACAAUCAUCAUCACAGUCUUAGUAACAAUAAUUUAGCAUCUUCUGAGUUUGCUAGUGGCAAUGGAUUUAUGUCUGAGGAUGAACUUAGGGCUGAUCCUGCUUACGUAUCGUACUAUUACUCGAAUGUUAAUUUAAACCCUAGGUUACCGCCACCACUGUUGUCGAAAGAGGAUUGUAGGUUUACCCAACGAUUUCAAGGUGGUGGUGCGGUGGGGUUAGGUGGAAUUGGAGAUAGGAGGAAGGCCGGCCGGGCUGAUGGUGGUGGCGGCGGCAGUAGUGGGUCGGUCUUUUCGAUGCCGCCUGGUUUUAAUUCGAAGAAACAAGAAAUUGAGAGGUCGGAGGCGGAGAAAGUUAACGUUUCCGCUGAAUGGGGCGGUGAUGGGUUGAUUGGUUUGCCUGGUUUAGGGCUUGGUAGCAAACAGAAGAGCCUUGCUGAGAUUUUUCAGGACGAUUUGACGCGUUCGUCUCCACCUUCUAGACACCCAUCAAGACCCGCUAGUCGUAACGCAUUUGAAAACAGCGAUGAAACAAUGGGUGCUACCGGGGCCCAAAACAGUAAAGGCCUCUCAGCAUCAUACUCUUACGCUGCAGCGUUGGCCGCUUCUUUAUCAAGAAGCGGAACCCCUGACCCGCAACACAUAUCCAGGGUUCCGAGCCCGGUCCCAACUCCAAUCGGAGGUCAACGGGUCAAUCCGAAUCUCAAACCUCAAACUCCUUUUGAUGUCGGUUCGUCUCAGUUUAAAGAAUCCGAAGAUUUAGCGGCAGCAUUGUCGGGAAUGAGUUUGUCUAACGCAGUUACGGGAGAAAGCACGAAGCGAGCUCAAUUUGAUCACUCGAGUGGUUCAAAUAACUUAUACGUUGAUGGAUCGUCUAACAACUUUUACGGUGGUUGGGAUCCGUCUUACUCAAACUACGGUACUACUGGUUACUCGGCCAAUUCGCCACAAAUGAUGUCCAGUCAAGGCCCGAGUUUAAAUCUGCCGCCACUUUUCGAAAACGCUGCUGCAACGGCCAACGCGAUGGCUUUUCCGGGGGUGGAAUCAAGGUUCGGAAUGGAAUCACAAAGCCCUAGCAGAAUUGCGGCCCAAAUGGCGGGAAACACGUCUUAUAUCGACCCGGUGUACCUUCAGUACUUACGAACCACCGAAUACGCUGCAGCUGCUCAAAUAGCUGCACUUAACGAUCCUACAGUCGGGAAUUCAUAUCUCGAUUUGCUUCAAAAAGCGUAUCUUGCGAAUAUAUCUUCACCACAGAAAUCACAAUACGGUGGUCCGUACGGUGGGAAGACAGCUAGCCCGAACCACCAUGGUUAUUACGGUAAUCCUGGUCUUGGGCUUGGCUUAUCGUAUCCUGGAAGCCCGUUAUUGAGCCCGCUUCCGAACUCUCCUCGUGGCCCGGGAAGCCCAAUUAGGCUUGGUGAACUGAACACGCGAUUCUCCCCGCAACUUCGAAACUUGGGUGGCGGCGGCGGUAUUAUGGGGCCGUGGCAUCUGGAUGGCGGUGACGGUAGCUUCGGUUCCACUUUGCUUGAUGAGUUUAAGAGCAAUAAAACCAAGUCUUUCGAGCUUUUUGAAAUCGCCGGUCAUGUCGUUGAGUUUAGUGCGGAUCAAUACGGAAGUCGUUUUAUUCAACAGAAAUUAGAAACGGCUACCACUGAAGAAAAAAACAUGGUUUUUAAAGAGAUAUUUCCUCAGGCUCUUACUCUAAUGACCGAUGUCUUCGGAAAUUAUGUAAUUCAGAAGUUUUUUGAGCAUGGAAUGCCUGCACAACGAAGAGAACUGGCGGGAAAGCUUUUAGGUCAUGUAUUGACCCUCAGUCUUCAAAUGUACGGUUGUCGUGUAAUCCAAAAGGCGAUUGAAGUUGUUGACUUGGACCAAAAGAUCAAAAUGGUGGAAGAGCUAGACGGUCACAUCAUGCGUUGUGUACGCGAUCAAAAUGGGAAUCAUGUUAUUCAAAAGUGCAUUGAAUGUGUUCCUGAACAGCAUAUUCAAUUUAUUAUUACGACUUUCUAUGAUCAAGUUGUCACACUUUCCACCCAUCCAUACGGGUGUCGAGUCAUCCAGAGAGUACUCGAGCACUGUGAAGAUCAAGAAACACAAAACAAAGUGAUGAGCGAGAUUCUUGCAUGUGUAAGCAUGCUUGCACAAGAUCAAUAUGGGAAUUACGUCGUUCAGCAUGUAUUGGAACAUGGAAAACCGAACGAACGUUCUAUAAUAAUCCAUGAAUUGGCGGGAAAGAUUGUUCAAAUGAGUCAACAAAAAUUUGCAUCAAACGUUGUCGAAAAGUGCUUGACUUUCGGUGACGUGAGCGAGCGCCAACUUCUCGUGAAUGAGAUGCUUGGUACCACUGAUGAGAACGAGCCUCUUCAGGCGAUGAUGAAAGAUCAAUUUGCGAAUUACGUUGUGCAAAAAGUAUUGGAAACUUGUACUGAUCAAGAACGUGAACAUAUACUGACACGAAUUAAAAUUCAUCUUAACGCACUGAAAAAAUACACGUAUGGAAAACAUAUUGUCGCUCGCGUCGAGAAACUUGUUGCUGCCGGGGAAAGGAGGAUGGCGGCACAACUGUCACAUGGUGGUUAAAGAGGGAGCGUAGGGAGAGUUGUACAGCUAACCGAGGCUAGUUUGAGGUAUGAAAAACGGUCAGUGUGACAUGCCAAAUGAAGUAUUAUUACAUUACAUGUACUAGAAGGAAGAAGUGUAAAUGCACUAGUUUUUAAGGUUUAUUGUUUACUACUACACAUAGUGAAGGCUCAUGUUUGUGUAAAAAUGAGUGAAGAAAUUUAAUAACUAGUUUUGUUAUUACCAAGUGACUGUACAAAUAUGUUGCCUACAAUGGGAGUAGAAUGUUGUUCUUGAUAUGUAAUCUUAUUUAAACAGUUUGAUUUUAUUAAGUAGAAAAUUUGGCUCUA